This is a messenger RNA of Leptosia nina, 378 nucleotides long. The record is from the annotation of a GenBank genome assembly. Lineage: Eukaryota; Metazoa; Arthropoda; Insecta; Lepidoptera; Pieridae.
AUGACAUCGAAAUCUUGCACGGGCUCCGACCCGCACGUUACUAGAAGGCUUUGUGCUACUUUGAUUUUUUUGAUUGGCAUUCUUUGCGUGUUCGCAGGCUAUUUAUUCGGACGCAUGGCUCGUAACGAAGUGAGGCACGGAAACGAUGUGGUAUCGAGCAACCUUACAUUCGCCGCUGAAAACUUAUUCAGAAAAGCGAAGCGCAUCUCACCUAAAGCAGUGCACCAUAACGACUCGGGGAAGAUUUCCCGAAAAAUCUUGGACAUCUUCCACUGCAACGCGAUUUAUACUCCGGAAGCGAGAAAGAUAGGAUUGAGGUUUCGGUCUGGAGGUUGGACAUUGGAGAAGCAUGCAAGUAUCGGUAAACUCAAAGACUGA